GUCACUGGCUUUGAUCACGUAUAAAGACUCUUGCUGCCUCCUGGUCUCAAUCUGUUGUCCAGGAGCCUCCGCUGUCGGCCGCACCGUCCUUCAACUCUACGACCAUCUGUUCACAGAAAUGGCCUUCGCUGUGACUGUCCAACCUGGGAAAUACCAACCCUCUGAGUUCCAGACCAGCCUGUGCAAUGUCUGCAGUGACUGUUCAACCUGCUGCUAUGGUUUCUGGUGCUUCCCAUGCCUGGGCUGCAGCAUCGCCAGUGCCAUGGACGAGUGCUGCAUGUGUGGCAACACCAUGGCCAUGCGCAGCGUCUACAGGACCAAGUACAACAUCAAAGGUUCAAUGUGUAACGACUUUAUGGUCUCCUGGUGUUGUCAAUGGUGCUCAAGCUGCCAACUGAUGAGAGAUAUCGACCGCAGAAAGGAGCAAGGCAUUUUCUGAGUGGAUGCUGUUGUGCCACUGCGGAAACACCUAGAGUGCGAUUCCUUGAUUCAAUCCACUGCUUCUGAUCCAUAAUCCCACAGUGUAUUAUUCAAAUAAAUCAAUCUGUAAUUGAA
Solea solea (common sole) is the source of this 555-nucleotide messenger RNA. It is a transcript of the gene plac8.2, whose product is annotated as placenta associated 8, tandem duplicate 2. The coding region runs from base 119 to 439 and encodes 106 amino acids. Gene Ontology annotation, biological process: positive regulation of transcription by RNA polymerase II. The transcript has 5 exons. Lineage: Eukaryota; Metazoa; Chordata; Actinopteri; Pleuronectiformes; Soleidae. The record is from RefSeq and is a predicted model, not a curated record.